Castor canadensis (American beaver) is the source of this 4514-nucleotide messenger RNA. The record is from RefSeq and is a predicted model, not a curated record. Lineage: Eukaryota; Metazoa; Chordata; Mammalia; Rodentia; Castoridae.
GUUCUGAUCCAAAAGCGGAGGAGCAGCGUGCGCUGGCGAAGCUUCUGCAAUCCUCGCCUCCUGGGCGCGCUGGGGCUGGAGGCUCUCGGCGCUCAGCCCCUGUACCCAGCGCCGCCUCCGCUGCAGGUCGGGAGCGCGCGUCUCCGCCGCACCGCGGCGCCGGGAGCGAUCGCCCAGCCCAGGCGGCGAAGGCGGCAGCUCCUGAGCUCACGCACGUUGGAGGAGCUGUGAUCCCGCCGAGCCCGCGGCCAGGGCGCGACACCGGUAAUCCAACCCGGGGCGGGACGCGGCCGAGCAAAGCCGGGGCGCAGGGCGCGGGGCGCGGGGCGCGGGACGCGGGACGCGGGACGCGUGCGGUUCUGGCCAAGGCAGCAGGGCUCCCUUGGCCCGCGGAUGUGCGUGUGUCCCGCUGGAGGGCGUCGGCAAAAGCUCGAGGCAGCGGCGCUCUGGGCUCAGGUGGGCUUCGCGGCUCGGCCCCCGCGGCCAGGUCACAGCGCAGGCGCGUGUCCCCUGCUGUAGGCACGGUUCUGACAAUAAACCCUGACCUGACAGACAAAUAUCCCAUGGCAGCAGGCGCCGCCGCUUCAGCAGCCGAGGUGGAGAGUGGCGUCCGAGUGCUCAUGGAAGCGGCAAACCAGUUUAACAAGGAGCGGCUGAUGGAGUUGCAGGAGGCCGUGCGGUGGACCGAGAUGAUCAGAGCAUCCCGAGAGCACCCGUCUGUGCAGGAGAAGAAGAAGUCCACCAUCUGGCAGUUCUUCAGCCGCCUCUUCAGCUCCUCCUCCAGUCCACCUCCUGCCAAGCGGUCGUACCCAUCAGUGAACAUACACUAUAAGUCACCCACCACUGCUGGCUUCAGCCAGCGCCGCAAUCACGCCAUGUGCCAGAUCUCAGCUGGCAGCCGGCCCCUGGAGUUCUUCCCUGAUGAUGACUGCACAUCUUCCGCCCGGCGGGAACAGAAGCGCGAGCAGUACCGCCAGGUGCGCGAGCAUGUGCGCAACGAUGAUGGGAGGCUGCAGGCCUGCGGUUGGAGUCUGCCUGCAAAGUACAAGCAGCUGAGCCCCAAUGGGGGCCAGGAGGAUACACGGAUGAAGAAUGUUCCUGUCCCUGUGUAUUGUCGUCCUCUGGUGGAGAAGGACCCCACCAUGAAGUUGUGGUGUGCCGCCGGUGUCAACCUGAGUGGGUGGAAACCAAGUGAGGAAGACUCUGGCAAUGGAGUCAAGCCAGCUCCAGGCCGAGACCCUCUGACCUGUGACAAAGAAGUGGAAAGCGAGCCCAAGAGCAACCACACAUCACCUGAGAAGAAGAAGGCCAAAGAGGUCCCCGAGAUGGAUGCCACCUCCAGCCGGGUGUGGAUCCUCACCAGCACCCUGACCACCAGCAAGGUGGUGAUCAUUGAUGCCAACCAGCCAGGCACUGUCGUGGAUCAGUUCACAGUCUGCAACGCCCAUGUUCUGUGCAUCUCUAGCAUCCCUGCGGCCAGUGACAGCGACUACCCCCCAGGGGAGAUGUUCCUAGACAGCAACAUGAACCCCGAGGACUCCGGCACAGACGGCGUGCUGGCCGGCAUCACCCUGGUUGGGUGUGCCACCCGCUGCAAUGUGCCACGUAGCAACUGCUCCUCCCGAGGGGACACCCCAGUACUGGACAAGGGGCAGGGAGAGGUGGCUUCUGCUGCCAAUGGGAAGGUCAACCCAUCCCAGUCCACAGAAGAAGCCACAGAAGCUACAGAGGUACCAGACCCUGGGCCCAGUGAGCCACAGGCAUCUGCAACACGACCUGGACCCCUCACAGAGCAUGUCUUCACUGACCUGGUGCCCACUCCGUCCUCCAGCACUCAGCCUGGCAGUGAGAACGGGCCAGAGCCAGAGGUCAGUAGUGUGCCACCACAGCUGGAGCCCAGUGGGGAGCCCUCAGCAGCAAGCAGCAGUGCCGCACCCACCAUGUGGCUGGGAGCCCAAAAUGGCUGGCUCUACGUGCACUCGGCAGUGGCCAGCUGGAAGAAAUGCCUGCACUCCAUUAAGCUGAAGGACUCUGUGCUGAGCUUGGUGCAUGUCAAAGGCCGUGUGCUGGUGGCUCUGGCAGAUGGGACUCUGGCCAUCUUCCACCGAGGCGAGGACGGCCAGUGGGACCUGAGCAACUACCACCUGAUGGACUUGGGCCACCCACACCACUCCAUCCGCUGCAUGGCUGUUGUGUAUGACCGCGUCUGGUGUGGUUACAAGAACAAGGUGCACGUCAUCCAGCCCAAGACGAUGCAGAUCGAGAAGUCAUUUGAUGCCCACCCAAGGCGAGAGAGCCAGGUUCGACAGCUGGCAUGGAUCGGUGACGGUGUAUGGGUGUCCAUUCGCUUGGACUCCACCCUGCGGCUCUACCAUGCUCACACCCACCAGCACCUGCAGGAUGUGGACAUUGAGCCCUAUGUUAGCAAGAUGCUGGGCACUGGCAAGCUGGGCUUCUCCUUUGUGCGCAUCACUGCCCUACUCAUUGCGGGCAACCGCCUCUGGGUGGGCACUGGCAAUGGAGUCGUCAUCUCCAUCCCCCUGACAGAGACUGUGGUCCUGCAUCGAGGCCAGCUCCUAGGGCUCCGAGCCAACAAGACAUCCCCCACAUCUGGGGAGGGCGCUCGCCCAGGGGGCGUCAUCCACGUGUAUGGGGAUGACAGCAGUGACAAGUCAGCCAGCAGCUUCAUCCCCUACUGCUCCAUGGCCCAAGCUCAGCUCUGCUUCCAUGGGCACCGUGACGCGGUCAAAUUCUUCGUCUCGGUGCCAGGGAACGUGCUGGCCACCCUCAAUGGCAGUGUGCUGGACAGCCCAUCAGAGGGCCCGGGACCUGCUAUGCCUGUUGCAGACACUGAGGGCCAGAAGCUGAAGAACGCACUAGUGCUGAGUGGUGGUGAGGGGUACAUCGACUUCCGCAUAGGGGACGGAGAAGAUGACGAGACGGAGGAAGGUGCGGGGGACGUGAGCCAGGUGAAGCCUGUGCUAUCCAAGGCCGAGCGUAGCCACAUCAUCGUGUGGCAGGUGUCCUACACCCCUGAGUGAGGCCCUGCCCUGCCUAAUGCCAGUCUGUACAUAGGACCCCUGCCCGCCUGUCCCCCCUGCCUGUCCCCUGGGCAGCCAGGUGCCUGUCCGCCCCCCUCUAACCUCUCAACUUGCAGCUUUCACCUGAGGUCCGGCACCCCUAGCUGGCCGGGAGGGGGUGAUGCAGGUCCUUGGGAGGGGGGCAGGAGUGGGAGGCAUUCCCAUCAGGGAGGAGGGAGACCCUCUGCAACACCCUCUCCCCAGCAGCUCCUGGACGACACCCAGCCCAACCUCCUCAAGUCCCAGGGGCAUCUCAGGGCCAGGGCAAGGUGGAACACUGAGGUGGCUAUGGGAAGGCCCUGCAGGGAGCCCUGACCACCAGAGGCUCCCCUCUCCUUAUAGGAGCAAGGACGCCUCAUCACUUGGUCUUCCCAAGUCCAUGUGCUUUGCAUGCUGCCCUGGGGUGGGGGUGCUGGCUUCUAGGCCCUUGCUCCCUGGGGGACCUAGACCCAGCCACCAUCCUCUGCCCAGGAAGGUGGAGGCUCAGGCUGCCCAGGUGCCUGGACCCAAGCCAGCCUUCUCUAGGCUUUCCCCAUCCCCAAGCCUAUUCCCUCAGCCCCAACCUGGGCCUUGCUGGGGAUCUGGCUUAAAGCUUGGGCCAGGCCCCCUGGGGCAGCUGCUUCAGAAGAUGAACCAGACAUCUCUUAUCCUGCUGGAGCACGAGGUCAUCCAGUCCCUCACUGACCCGUGUUUCCAGGUUCUGCCUGGGCACAAAGCCUCACCUUGGAGGAGCAGAACCCUGGCACCCUGCCCCUCCCAGAAGCCCCUAGGGUGGAAUUUCUCAGGCUGCCAGGGCAGGCCCAGGCCUCAGGAAGAAGGGGAAGGCCCUGACCUCCCCUGGGUCAAUUCUAGGAUGCAGGCUUAGCCUCAGGGUGAUGGGGGAUUGGAGUGCUCCUGUGGCCUGCUUCCUGCACAGGGCUCCAUGGAGCCCAGCUCCCAGACACGUACUAAGUGCCUAGGGUUGCCUGAAGUGGCCUGCUUCUUUGGAGAGCAACUGAUAAGAGGCUGCCAGAAGGUCUGAGGAUGGGGCUAGGGUAGCCUGGCUCUAGAUAGGUGUACAGGGCAGGUGGUGCCCUGGGCUGCCCUUAGCUGGCCUCCCCAACCUUCCAGGGCCCAGGCCUUACUCCUGCUCCAGGGGCACUGAUCAAGGCAGCUGGGCCCACUGCCCACUGCCCGCCCUCUCCCACCAGAGAAGCACAGAUCUCGGGGAGCUGUCCCACAAGCCCAGCUGCCACUGCAAGCUGCAGGCUUCUCCCCACCACCCUGCCAUUCUCCACUGUGAUGUAUGUCCCUUGUCUGUUCCCACAGGAGUGUGAAGUGACUGGGGGUUAGCUGGGUGGGUGCAGCUGGAGGAAGGGGCCGGGUGCGAUUCUCCUCAGGCUUUGGCCCUGCAAGUGAACCCACAUAUCUGCUCUGUAUGUAAUAAAUGUCUUA